UAAAAAUCUACUCUUCUUCAUCGUCUAUGAUAAUGUCAAAUGCAUUCCGACUAAAGUCUAUGUCAUCCUCGUCACGCGUGUACUCCUCUUCUUUGUCAUCGUCAUUUUCGACUCGCACGUUGAUGAAGCUAUCCUUUAAUAAAUCUGGCGCAUUGAUUAUGUCGGUUAUGGGCUGAGUAAUUACACUAUUGCUUUCUGGCAGCGGUGAUAGAUCUUGAAAAGGGUCAAGGGAUUCAAGUGAAGUGGAUCCCAUGCGAACUGCGUCGUAAAUUCCAGAUGCUUUCCACCCAUUCAAAACGACUUCACGGCCAUCUGCCGAAGUGAUAUGGUUAUAAAACUGGAGGAGCCAACUUGCAUGAAGAGGCUUGAUGGUGGUCAGCUUUAAUUGAAUAUUUAUAUCUUCGAUCUUUUUGUUAAGGGAUAGCUCUUUCUCGAUCUGUUUUGAAUACCAUUCAGUGAACAAAUUUCUCAUGAAUUGCUUGCAAUGAUUAUUCACAGUAAGAUCCAAGGGCUGGAAUAUAUGUGUCAUGUUACUUGGAACCAAAACCAGGAAGAUGUUGUUCUUCUUCAGCAAUUCGGUAACUUCCUCAGUAAUUUGUCCUCGAAAGACAUCGAAUAUUAGAAGAGCAGCUUGCUUUGGGUUAUUUAACUUCUUCCUCUGGUCUUCAACGUGCUUUAGAACGAUCUCUUUGAUGACUUUGAUGGAUUCUUGUGUAUUGCUGUAGUGUUUGGGAUUAACGCUUAGUGAGAACGAUUCGGGGAAUUCAAACUUUGGGAGGCUUUGAUUUGUUUUCCCCCCAUAUAUCAGUUGCAUUGGCAGAAAAGAACCAUCAAGCGUAAUAAUAAAGGUACCAGUAAGGCAUCUUUUGUCGGAAGAUCCAACGAUAGGGACGGACGAUGAACCCUUUUUCGCCAUGGUGUGAUUCAUUCUUGGAACAAACUUAAGAGGUGUCUGGUCCAGAUUCAUAACAAGUUGGUGAGGGAUGCUGUGUUGUUCGAUGGUCGAAACAAUAUCGUGAAGAAAUAGUAAUUCGCACUCCUUUUUGGCUCCUUCAGUGAUUUCAACUUUGGAGGUCGUUUUCAUUCUUUUCUUGAAACCCAUUCUCUUGAAGAGGCUUUUUGCCCAACUGUUAUCAAUUUUAAUAUGCCCCAACUCAAAUUGAGGGUUUCGUGAUAUUAGAGCUUUCGCUGCAGCGGUUGCAACUGUUCUUGAAACAACACCUCCUCGAUUUCUCAGUGCAAUUAAAAAUCUUUGUACCAUCUCAUCUAGACUGCCAAGGAACAGAGGUCUACCGCGUUUCAAAGGAACAAAUUUGGUUACCACGCUACGUUUUUCUCGGGUUGAAUCUUUCAGCUCUUUUUUGUAAAGAUUGCCAAAUCUUCGAGCUGUACUCUCACUUAACGGCCUGUCUUUGGUUUGAAACUUUGUGAUUGCAGCCGCACCACCAUGAAUCGCAACAUAUUUUCCGAUAUCAAAUCUUUCUUUUUCUGACCAACGGUUGUAUGAUUUUUUGCCACUGGAUUUAACAUUUUCAGUCGCGUCUGUAACAGCUUCGUAGUCUAACGAACCAAGGGAUGAUUCUUGCUGGAAGUCAGUUGGUUGUGGGCCUAAAAUGAAUAAAACGAACCACUAUGUAAUUGCGAAUUUUGACCAAAAAUUAAAAAUUUUCAAACAAAGAAAGAAACUUCUUCGCAGGUAGGUAUAACAAAAAAAAACAUCAAAGAGAAAUACUUACUUUGUUCCCUAGAACUGUUUGAAGGUGUUUCGUCUGAAGUUUUUUCCUUUUCAGCGGCCCUUUGUUGAGCUUCUUUCUCUUGUAAUUUAGCUAACUUCCUGAUGUAAGACAUUUUGAAAGCCGGGAGAUAAAAAAGGAAACAGCUAGAAAAGAAAAGACGUCCAUAUGGCUUACAACAAGACGUUCGAGUUUACAGCUGCUGUCAGAGGAUUCCAUUAUUAUAAAACUUAUUGGAAACCUGAGGAAAAUCAAUCACUGGACUGCUUUCAUGAGAACAACAAUGUUUUCGAUAGAUUUGCAAUCAAAGUUUGUGAAUUCGGAAAUGACAAACCAGUUGGCCAUUUACCCAAAGAAAUCUCAAGGGUUACAAAAUUUCUUCUGGACAGAGGAGCGUCUAUGAAAUCCACGUUGACAAGUGUACACUAUCGAAGAUCACCUCUCGUUCAAGGAGGCUUGGAGAUCCCCUGUAAAAUAACUGUUACUUUACCAGGGACAGUAAACAAUCUUUUGGUUCUUGCAAGAUACCAACAACUUGUAGAAGCCUUGUAUACAGAGCCGAAAGAGGAAUUGAUUCUUGGUUCGUUCUUACAUAUUGCAGUUAUUUUAGAUGUCGUGGUUCCAACCGAAGAGAGACCAAAGCGUAAAAAAAAUACAGCCAAAAGCCAAAGCAAAGAGACGAAAAAGCAAAAAGAUAUUCGAAACUUUUUUGGAAACACCUCAGCUGCACCAGCCCCAAAAAGGCAAAAAGUUAACAACAAACCUAAAAAGUCGUCACCAUCGUCAAGCAAGGACUUAGAAAUCAUAAAUAUUGAUUAAAAAUUAUCUUGUAUUAGAGGUUUAUUAUGACAUAAUAUUUCUAGCGCAAAGGUAUAUUUCUAAAAGAUAUAAAAAAUUGAAAAAAAGUUGAUUUUUGUCGAUUUUUUAAGGGGAACUUAUUUUGGCGGAUCAACGAAAUUUUUAAUUUUGGCGGGAACUUAUUUUGGCGGGUGGCGAUUUUUUUUAAUUUUGGCGGGAACUAAUUUUGGCGGGUGAGUAAAAUAUUUAAUUUUGGCGGGAACUAAUUUUGGCGGAUUUUGCCCCAAUCCGCCAAAUCCGCCAAAAUUAGUUCCCGCCAAAAUAAGUUCCCUUAAGGUACAUUUAAGUCCCUCUAGCAAUUCGGCAUAAAUUUUAUGUAUCUAAUCAGAAUUUUCUCAUUCGAAAACCAACUUCACAUGCUCUCGCAAGCUAUUGCAACCCAUGUUAAUAACGGAAAGAUCCCUUCGAACAUGUGCGACCGAUAUUUAUACAAAACGCCUAUAAUCUUUAUUAAUACGUAGGACAGGGUUUCUGUGCUAUGAAGUCUAGUUGCACGGUCAAACCCUUACGAAGAACAUACCAAAGUUAAGUGUUCAUGUCUAAGGUCAGAAAGCUUUUCUGUUUCCAGGUUUGCUGCUUUUCAUUCUUCGUCACAACCAUUCUAAAGGUUUGGUUCCAAGUCUACCUUUUUUAGCCCUGGGCUUUGUGUCAGUAGGUAAAAGCAACAACGAUACGAUUUGUAGUGGUCGACUCUUCUUUUUCCAAUGUUUAACAAAAGUUUGAGGUUUUGGGGAAUGGUGUCAAUGAAUGUGGCUGGUGUCUUGCAGGAGGCAGGGGAUGCUUACUCAAGGGCCCGCACCAGAUCCCAAGCACGAGUGAAUUUCGCCAAUCCUCAUGUUUCCACAUUCAUAGGUGUUUGUUUCGGUACAGCCGAAAUCCAUUAGCUUUUCGGUCAUCCCUGUAAAGGGGAGAAUACAGAAGUUCUCCAGUUGUUUCUUAUUCUUUGGAGAGAAACCUCCUUUUUUUAUUAACAUCUCUGUCUUAAAAGGCUAUUUUAAUGGGAGAAAUUACGUGAGACAAAUUUGCGCGAAUUUUGCGAAUUUGCCCAAAGUUCGCGAAAAUAAAUUAAAAAACAACCAAUUAUUGGCAUUCGCGAAAAUAAAUCCCCUAAACCUUUAUCAAUUUGGCCAUUCCCGAAAAUAAAUCUCGUAAUUUUUUUUCAAUAAAAUGAUAAAAAAUGAAAAAUAUUUCAAAAAUUUUCAGAUUAAAGAAAGUUCACGUUUCAUAUAACGUAGGCUUACGGGGAUAUAUGCUCUAAAAGAUUUCGAAUUGAUGAAGUCGUAGAAGUUCAGAGGUACGUGUCAAGCGGAAGAAAAAUAUUUCGAAUAAUUAUUGUAUACAUGUAUGUAUUUUUGGAUCAACAAAAUCAAUAAAAAUGUUUUUCUCCUUCGAAGAAAAACUGCUUUGUUGCUUGCUUGCUGCUUGUCGAAACAUAUUUCGAAUGUCCAACGUUUUUUCUUUUUUUUUUUCACGACUUUCAAUUUUGGUUCGUGCGCUUGCGUCUUAGUAGCACUUCUUUCUGCGGGCUGUUAAAAAAGAGUCAUUUCAUCAGCAAGAAUCGAACCAAGGAUUUGCGCUCCCUCCUUGCACGAGUGGAGAUCUUCUGUAAUGCGUUUCAAAACGAAUAGCAGUAAUAUCGGCACCUCUUUCCAUUGAAAACUUCGUCACCCUAGUGAGCUCUCGCGGUAGAUGACAGACUGUGUUACCUUCUCUGUUGCAUGUUCUGAUUGCAAAUACGUCAAAAGGAUUGUUCAACGUUGGCUUCAUAAUAAAGGCAACAUAAGCCAUGCGAAUUCUAUUAUCCAGAUAUUGUCACCUCCUCCCCCUUCAGACUUUGGUUACAAUUGCCAUCAGAAUUGACCUCUUCCCCGCCGCAUGUCAAGUCAAUAUCUUUAAUCAUGCCACACAUAAAUCAGUGUAACUCACCAAUACACCCCUCAAAGUUUCUGCGAGCUUUUCAAAGUAGUAGGCGUGUACAUAUCCGGGAAUAUUUUACAGUCAUUGAUAAGCUUGUAUAUAUAGGCUGAUCACAACAACAUUGUGCAAGUCCUGACAUUUAUAUAUAUUUUAAAGAGCAGAAAGACCAAUACCGCCUAUGUACAACUCAAUAACAACAUGUCUCAGUACAUUUUUACAACCACAGUAACUCCUGGCCAGCAAUAAGUGGUUUUGUCUUUUAAUAACAGGUACCACUUAGUUGCAACCAUCAACCAAUCAGGUACUACUGGCCACUUGUUAGGGCACCUGCCUCUAGUGUGACGACUGCUUAAAUAGCUGUUAUGCACCUGAAAAAUUCGACUGAAAUCAUAAUGGUCCGUGAUUUUACUUGCAAUUAUCUUACCCCUUAAUAAGUUUAAUACCAAAAAAGAAUCGUUUUUGAGGAACUUUGUGAUCUUUGUGGUAAUUUAUUUAUUUUCCUUUUGCUACUUACAAGGAAAGGAUGUGUCGUUCCAUUGGGAAAUUUGUUGGAAUUUAUGCUUGUUUGUUCCAUUUCAAUUCUUUUAUAUAUCAUAAUGGUAAAUUAUGCGAAUUGAUUAUCGUAAUGAAUAGAUGCUUUAUGUGUGGAAUACUCUGAAACCUAAUUGACAUUGUGCCAUUGAAAGAGAUUUCAUUCUUGCUCUUACUUUAACUCUACUAUAGAGAGCGUAUUUUAUUAUAAAAAGGAAUUGUUUUAUGAGAAGUUUUGCAACUAAUACUUUGUACUAGUCGUUACCCGUGGAAAAAUCAACGGAGUCGUCCGUCUUUAAACUACAUGCUGUUUGGUGUGCUAGUUGCACGACACUUUUCUUAUGCACAGACAGACAAAAUAUAGAGAAAAGAAGUAAAAUAUAAAAGUAGGUUUAUCAAACUUAACCUUUAUAAUAAUUAUGAUUCAUUUCUAUUAGGAAGAAAUGAAUGCCUUAUUUGUUUACCUUAUUUAUUUUUCCUUUGUUAAACUGCUCUAGUUGAAAAGAAGGUGGUGUAGUGCGGUUCUCAU
Molecule: messenger RNA, 5568 nt
Organism: Hydractinia symbiolongicarpus
Lineage: Eukaryota; Metazoa; Cnidaria; Hydrozoa; Anthoathecata; Hydractiniidae
Exons: 2
Coding region: 1902-2552 (216 amino acids)
Molecular function (GO): nucleic acid binding; zinc ion binding; hydrolase activity, acting on acid anhydrides, in phosphorus-containing anhydrides
Source: RefSeq, a predicted model, not a curated record